Molecule: messenger RNA, 1110 nt
Organism: Cladocopium goreaui
Lineage: Eukaryota; Dinophyceae; Suessiales; Symbiodiniaceae
Source: the annotation of a GenBank genome assembly
GUGGCUCAAACCUAGGCUCGAGCUUUCAAAAUCUGAUUUCACCAAUUCCAGAGUUUGUUUGCCGUCUACUCAGUCUACUCGCCAUUUCGCCACAUUUCGCCUGUUCGAAAUGGUUCCGCUUUGUGUCCGUGCGCUGGUGCUGACGGUGGUGGUGUCUGCACUGCGGCAUUAUGAGGAUGACUUGGCCCAUGAAGAUGUAGCGGAUGUGGUGAAGGAUCAGUUCGCGGAGUUGAGCCUGAACUGGACCAGACCCCUUACCCCACGCCUUCACCCAGAAGCUCGGGCCGAACUGCAGCGUAAGCGUGGUGAGUCCAUGAUCCAGAUGGAGAAGGGCUGCAAGCCAUCGAAAUUUAGGGCUAUGGGCAAGAAGCUUGGAGAAGGAGCAUAUGCAGCCGUCUACAAGGUGGAGGGGAAGUCUCAGUCCUAUGCCAUGAAGGUUCCACAUGAAGGAGAUGCUGAGGCAGACGAAGCUGCUGAGCAUGAGAUUGAGGUGAUGUCUGCAGCCAAGGAGCACCAUUGCCAGCAUGUCUUGCCCUUGAUAGAGAAGAACCCUUGUAUCAACGGCACGAAGCACAUCAACGCCAUUGUGACGAAGCUUCUCCCCUUUGACUUUGACAAAUGGCAGAAGGACUACAAAGUCCCUAGCAAGUGCUAUCAGAGGGUGUUCGAUGCGCUUCGCGAUGGAUUGGACUGCAUGCAUGGGUCUGGCUACAUGCAUGGAGACCUGAAGCCUGACAACAUUUUGUUUGAGGACUUCGAUGACGAUGGAUGCCCCACAGGUGUGCAACUUGCCGAUUUCGGCAUCUCCCGUAAGCUCUCUUCGCUUGAGGGUAAAUUUGAUGGCGCCUAUUUCAUGGGUUCAUGGCAUUUGCCCGGUACGGUCUUCACUCGUGUGGAGGAUCCCUUGAAGCUAUCGAAAGGCAAAUCUUUCUUCACCCCGGAUCGCCGCAUCGAUGAAUGUUCCUUUGCCCUGUUGAUGUUCCGGUUCUUCAAGCGAAGGGUGUCGUCCAUUGUGAAGGACGUGGGCAAGGGUGCCUGCGGCCCCAUGGGACCUGGUCGAAAGCUGAUGAUGCCUUGAGAUGCCAUGAGAGCGCGAAUGAUCGGUUUUUG